AUGUCCAAAUUUAACGUGGAAGUGGCUUUUAAUGAGUUGUCUAAGAAGAUAGCAGAGUUAACAAAAAUAAUUACUGCGCAAUCCGUGCUAAUUGAGACGCAAAAUAAGAAAAUAGAUGAUCAAAAACAGCUGAUCGAAAGUAAUAUUUUUGUAAUUAGUGAGCAGAAGCGGGUAAUUGAAAAAUUGUUAGCUAAAAUCGACGAACGGUUGGGCAGCGCUGAGAAAAGUUGCGAUGCAGUUAUCACUACCAUGCCAAUAACUCAAAGUGUGAAAGAGCUAGCAACAUGUACAGAAAGCCCAGCGUUAUCGGAUCGUGAACGUCGAGCAACGGAACGUUCUCGGGCUAAGGGUACGACUACAUUGCAGAAGCCGGAGCGUUUAAAUACAUCUACUAACUGUUUUAAAACAAAUACAGAUAUCAAUCAAACCUUAAAUGAAGAUUCAACCGAUUGGAAAACCGUCGUUAAUAAAAAGAAAGAGUACACUACACUACACUUGAGUACAACACAGGAGGAGUCGAACGACGGAUUCCAACCUUUGACUUUCAGAGUUUACGGUACGCACACUUAA
Molecule: messenger RNA, 570 nt
Organism: Parnassius mnemosyne (clouded apollo)
Lineage: Eukaryota; Metazoa; Arthropoda; Insecta; Lepidoptera; Papilionidae
Source: the annotation of a GenBank genome assembly